AUGGCAGAUACACCCUCAGGCAAUACGCCAGGAAUUGUUCGACGUGGAACUCUGGCAUUUGGCCAACUUGGACAAGAAGCCCGUCUCGACCCCAAUUAUGGAUCCGUCGAAGCACCCGAGACAGGUGAAAGCGUGAGCCCCAGCAGUGGCAAGAGGAAGCCGCUGGAUCGGCGUCAGACCUUCACCGAGGGGGAGAUCCAACAUCCCAGCAAGUACCAGACCUGGACCAUCGAACAAGAUGAGGACACCAUGAGCGAUCUCUCUUUGGUCAUCAACAUGCUGGCCGACAUUUCGCCUGCUGGAGUGCUGCCGUUGGCCUUCGGCAUGUCUGGCACAGGCUACAUCCCUUCAAUCAUGCUGCUCCUCCUGUUUGGAACGGCUGCUGCUUACAUGAUGUUUCUCGUCUCCCGCACCAUUGAGAUCGCAGGCGUCAAGAGCUACGAUCGUCUGUGGGAGAAAUGCAUUGGACGUGAUAGCAAGUGGAUUCCCACCGUGGUGCUGUGGUUGGUGUGCUUUGGAAAUGCUUUGGCCUACAUUUGCAUGGUCGGAGACCUCAUCUCCAUGUGUUUGCCAGGAUUUGGAAUCCACUUCCUUCCACGAUCCUAUUGCAUUGCCCUCCUGGCUCUCUUCCCACUGUUGCCCCUUUGCAUGCUGAAAGACCUCUCAGCACUGGCGCCCACAUCUUUCCUCGCCUUGAUCGCCGUCCUCUACAUGGCCAUCAUGAUGGUGAUCCGCUAUGCAGACGGCUCCUACUUGCCAGGUGGACAGUAUCAUGGAUUUCCCCGUCCCAGUGGGCAUGUGGCGAACUUCGGGAUUGCCUCGCUCCUCUUGGUGAACAACCUUUCCAUUGCUUUCCUCUGUCCCUCGGACCGUUGA
Molecule: messenger RNA, 876 nt
Organism: Durusdinium trenchii
Lineage: Eukaryota; Dinophyceae; Suessiales; Symbiodiniaceae
Source: the annotation of a GenBank genome assembly